Molecule: messenger RNA, 561 nt
Organism: Zingiber officinale
Lineage: Eukaryota; Viridiplantae; Streptophyta; Magnoliopsida; Zingiberales; Zingiberaceae
Exons: 2
Coding region: 1-561 (186 amino acids)
Source: RefSeq, a predicted model, not a curated record
AUGAAUGCACCUGGAAAUAAUCAAAUGAUUGCCCCAAAAAUUCAAAAGCAAUUGGUGAAUGCUUGUGCAGUUGAGACCACAAAUGCUAUUCUAGCUGAUCUUGGAAAUAGGUGGUUCACUUUACUACUUGAUGAGGCUCGUGAUUGUUCAGUGAAAGAGCAAAUGCCAGUUGUUAUUAGAUAUGUGAACAAAUAUGGAGAGGUGAUUGAACGAUUUAUGGCUAUAGUUCAUGUUGCAACAACUACAACUACUUGUUUGAAGGAGUCAUCUGUUAUAGAGGUUCUUCAACUUUUGAUUGAUGAUGGUGAUCAUUUUUCCAAGGUUUUAAGUAGAACUUUGGUUAAAAGAAUGGAGAGGUAUGAAUUUGUGUUUAUUCUACUAUUGAUGAAACGUAUAUUGGCAAUCACAAAUCAUUUGACAACAGUUCUACAAGAGAAAGAUCAAAAUAUUGUGAAUGCAAUGCGUUUGAUCAAUAAUGUGAAAGCUAAAUUGCAAAAGUUGAAAGAUUCUAGAUGGUAUGUUUUACUUGAGGACGUGAAGAAGUUUUGUAACACUCAUUGA